CGAAAAUGCUUUUCACUGCAACAACAGUAGAUGUGUUUCUUUGAGUUCCGGGUGCAAUGGACUGAAUGAUUGUGGUGAUAAUUCGGAUGAAGAAUCGUGUGUAAAUACAGGACCAUGUUCUGGUGACCAGUUUAAGUGCUUCAAUGGUAAAUGUAUCCCCAAGUCAUACAGAUGUGAUAGCCAGGAUGACUGUGGUGAUAUGUCUGAUGAAAAGGGCUGUGUUACAGACACAUGUUCUUUAAACCAGUAUAAGUGUCUCAAUGGCAAAUGUAUCCCAAUGACGUAUAAGUGUGAUAACCAAGAUGACUGUGGUGACAACUCUGAUGAAAUAGGCUGUGAUACAUGUGCUGAUGUCCAAUUUAAGUGUCUCAAUGGCAAAUGUAUCCCAAGUGCGUAUAAAUGUGAUAACCAAGAUGACUGUGGUGACAACUCUGAUGAAAUAGGCUGUUUUACAGAUUGUUCUUCUAACCAGUUUCAGUGCCUCAAUGGCAAAUGCAUCCCAAGUUGGUAUAAAUGUGAUAACGCGGAUGACUGUGGUGACGAUUCUGAUGAAAUAGGCUGUGUAAAGACAUGUGCUCUGUUUGAGUUUAAAUGUGACAAUGAUAACUGUGUACCGGAUAGUGAUGAAUGCGACAAUUAUGAUGACUGUGGUGAUAAUUCAGAUGAGAGGAAUUGUUAUUACUCCUCUUAUUAUUUAUCAACUGGAACUUAUAGUGGUAUUGGUGUAUCAGUUACAUUUGUAAUAUUUUUCGUAAUAGCAGCUGCUAGUUACAGACGGAGACGAUACGGAGGUGUCUUUCAAAGCGCUCCAGUUCCGUACACGACAAGCUUUCAACCAAAGACUUAUGGAAACGGUCCAAAAGUUUAGACUACAAGAUGGAAUAUACAGGUCACAAUCCUAUGGAAUACAAUUACUGCUUAUUUCGACGUUUCGACUAGGAUUCUCUAGUCAUUAUUAAGCAAUGAUAAAAUAUGAAAAUAUAACAAGACAAUAUAUACAUGUACAUAACAAUACUUAGUUAAUGCUGACCAACCAGAGAUACCCCUAAAUUGCGUGUACCUAAAGGCAAUGUAAUUUAAUUAAGAAAUAUAAAGUUUAAUGCUAAUAACAACAUUCAAUAAGGUCAAUUUACCUGAAACCCCGUGUAAACGGACCUAACCUUUUUGUUUAGUAUUAUUUUUAAUUUUGAUUUUGACAUUUAUAAUAGAAAACCGGUGUUACAGACUAAUCGUUACUUGAAAAAUAUAUUUUUUUUAA
Molecule: messenger RNA, 1258 nt
Organism: Patella vulgata (common limpet)
Lineage: Eukaryota; Metazoa; Mollusca; Gastropoda; Patellidae
Product: very low-density lipoprotein receptor
Exons: 7
Coding region: 200-868 (222 amino acids)
Molecular function (GO): protein binding
Source: RefSeq, a predicted model, not a curated record